Malania oleifera is the source of this 874-nucleotide messenger RNA. RefSeq lists its product as uncharacterized. The record is from RefSeq and is a predicted model, not a curated record. The transcript has a single exon. Lineage: Eukaryota; Viridiplantae; Streptophyta; Magnoliopsida; Santalales; Ximeniaceae. Bases 111 to 662 code for a protein of 183 amino acids.
UGAGAGUUAGAAAAAAUUAGGGAUUCUAAACCCCGGUGGGUGGGCUAUGGUACAUUACGAUGGGGCUUGGAGCCACAGUGAAGGUCGCCACUCUCUGAAACCCUAGAAACAUGAAGACUGUCUCCGGAAAGGUGGCAUCUUCCAAGCCAAUCUCUCUCUCCAAAGCUGCCAAAGUCCUCUCCAAGUUCGUAUCGGCCGAUACCGGCGCUUCGCCGGCGGUUUCUGCAUACCUUCGGCGCGCUUCGGACUCCUUCAACGAACUGGCUCUCCUUCACCGCGAGCUCAGAGCUUCACAAUCGUCGCACAAGCACAGGAAGCCUCGUUCCGAGCCCAAUGGGAGGAUCAUUGCGAAUCCGGAAGGGGCCAAAGAAAACUUUAGAGAUGAGCGACCUGCUCCAGAGGAGCAGAGCUACGGCAGAGAUUUUGACGGCACUGAAGAGACCGACGGUGCGAGAAGGAAGCAUAAGAAAAAUAAGAAGGAGAGAUUUGACGAUGUGGCCAUUGAUUCGCCUGAGGUUGAAGAGACAGUAGAUCGCGGAAGUGUGCAAGUAGUGGAGGAAAGGGGAAAGAAGGAGAGAAAGAAGAGGAAGAGUGGUGAGGUUCAGGACGGGGAGAUUGAAGAUUCGGCAGAGCGUCAUAGUAAGAAGCAAAGGAGGAAGUGAAGGCGAUGAUUAGGUGUGGGCGAUAUUGGAUUAUUGUUGCUGAUUAUUUUCUGUGGGUUAUUGAAAGACAUUCAGCUACAAGCAAUCCGAGCUCCCGUGUAGUUUUGGGUAAUUUUUUAUGAUAAUGUCCUCAAUGUAACGGUAAGGAUUUUUUUUUUUGAGAUCAAAAUUUGGCUGUGAUGAAUAUAAUCAUACUUUUCUAUUGAAGAAAA